AUGGCCAAAGAAGAACCUGCGAAGCCUCUAAAAGCUGGUGUCGAUUUCAGGUUCGACUCGGGACUGGAUUGCUUCAUCUCGAGCGAUCUUUUUCAACAACUUGGGGGGCCCAAAUUAUACGGGGCUGACGGGGGGGAUGUCAAAGCAGAAACUUUGUUGAUCAGCGUUUCAUUGUGUCACUACGAGCCUUUUCAGAGAUCAAAGAUUGUAAACUGCAAGCUGGAUGCAAGCUUAAAAUCUGAAUCCAUCGUGUUGGCGGCACACAUUUUUGGAAUACAAAGGGAUCAACCUACUGUCGACACUUGCGACAUAUGGUCGUUUCAGAAACAGGCUCCCGUGUUGAAGCACGUUGCGAUUGCCACGCAUCCAAUACUUUACGCUCGAUUGAUGGAACUGGAGAAUUCCAGUGACAGGAUGCAAUUUGUCAGGCUGAAAGCGGAGCUGGAUAUAGAUUCCAUUGUUCAUGUUGGGGAUGUACUAUUGAACCAGUGGUGUCACGUACUAGAUUGCGAACCUUACUUUCAGGGCUUGAUCUAUUCAGAGCUGACAGAAGUCAUAUUUGUCAAAGAUGACAGCUACUUGAGCUCAAAUACCCAAUCACUUACUCUAGAAAUUACGGGCCUUCAAUUAGCCCAAAGCAGAGCACUAAAUGUUCAGAUCCAUUCUCUUCUUUUCCCCAUCCAUGAUGAUCUCCUAUUUCCUCCUUCUUCGAAGAGCGACGACGACUCUCUCUAUGUUUUUGCCACUGCCUCCACUUUCCUUGGUCUCGGGUUAAGUAGCGGAAUGUACGUCACUCUGUUUACCGAUAGCACAUCGAAGGUUGCAAAGACGAUGUUAUUACUUACUCCGAACAAAUUUGAAUCUAAUGCAUUCUAUGUAUCGCCGCGGCUAAUUGCCCUCUUCAGAAAUAGUGAUACCGUCGGCGUGAAAAGAUCAACCUAUAACCCAAAGAGUGUUCCAGCUGCAUCAUCCGUCAUCCUAGCUAGAAUUGGAUCUUGGAAUAAUUGUCAAAAGCCAUUCGAAAACAUAAUAUCAGAGAAUUUGAUUGCCUUUUUAACACAAAAACAUCGUGUUUUGAAAGUCGGAGAUAGAUUGCCCAUAACUUUUGAUUCGAAUCUUUCAUCCUUCUACUCUGAAGAUUUUAGGGAAGCAGACUUACAGGGUGAAAAUGACUCCAUCGUGUGGUUCAUAGUAGAAACUGUAGAAAUUGAGGACAAAACGGAAUACACCGGUGAAUUUAGGAUCGAUAGAAAGAAGACAACGCUUUUAACGCAGAAUUUAGUUGCUGAAGCACCGCUCUCGCUCCAAAAGUGCGAUUAUGAAUCCUUUUUUGGGCUACCUUCCAGUUUCCGUUAUGAUCCUACGGUGUUUGACUAUGCCAAGCGUAUGAUAAACAUUGUUAAAGCCGGCCUAAAAUGUUGGGAACAGAAAAUUUCAAUUAGAACGUCAAUUAUACUCCAGUCGUCGACCCCAGGUGUGGGGAAAAACACAUUGGUGAGAUUCGCAGCCUAUGAUUUAGGCACCCAUCUUAUUGAGAUCGACUGUUUAUCUAUCAAUUCCGCUCAAGGCUCUUUAGAAUCUAUGAACAACACUAUCGGAUACUUGAAGGCGAAGUUGGAGCCCCUGCUGCCUUUUGUUGCUCCGUCAAUUGUGUUCUUGUCUCAUUUAGACUGUUUGAUUGAAAAAGAAGCGGAGCAACAAGAUUCUGGAACCUCAAGGCUAAACAGGUCGUUAGCGUUGGAAAUUGCAUCCUUGAUUGAUUAUUGUACGUCACAGGGGGCGAUAUUUGCAUGCUCAGUUCGUGACAGUGACGUUUUACCUGAUGUCGUGAGGUCCAAGAUGCAAUUCUCCAUCGAAGUUCCGGUGCCGAAUGAACAACAGCGGCAAUCGAUUUUUGCGUGGCAUUUGAGUCUUCGUGAACUCAAUAGUUCAUCUGAAGGUUCUUUUCGCUUCAUCUUUGACGCAAGCGCAUCACUUGUGAAGCUAGCCCAGAGGUCAGCAGGGUUAUCCCCGGAUGACAUCAAAUCCAUAGUUCAAACCGCCAAGACCACAGCUCUAAGCUCUGCCCUAUCCAAUGAUGAGUUUUGUGAUUCUUACAUUCAAGAAGGUAACUUUAUAACGAUAGCUGAGACGGAAUUGAUAUCCGCCAUCGAAAAAGCAAGAGACGAAUUUUCGGACUCAAUUGGAGCCCCAAAAAUACCUAACGUAUCCUGGUCAGAUAUUGGGGGCAUGGAUCUGGUGAAGGGCGAAAUUAUGGACACUAUCGACUUGCCACUAAAACAUCCCGAAUUGUUUUCAUCGGGACUGAAGAAAAGAAGUGGAAUUUUAUUUUACGGGCCGCCGGGGACAGGUAAAACCUUACUGGCCAAAGCCAUUGCAACAAAUUUUUCCCUCAACUUCUUCAGUGUGAAGGGACCAGAAUUGUUGAACAUGUACAUCGGGGAGUCUGAGGCAAAUGUACGCCGAGUCUUUCAAAGAGCAAGAGACGCCAAACCAUGUGUUAUAUUCUUCGACGAGCUAGAUUCUGUUGCUCCAAAGCGAGGCAAUCAGGGGGACUCUGGCGGUGUAAUGGAUAGAAUCGUCUCACAACUUCUUGCCGAGCUAGAUGGCAUGAGCUCUGAUGGUGAUGGUGUCUUCGUAAUUGGAGCUACCAACAGACCGGACCUGCUAGAUGAAGCCUUGUUGAGACCUGGGAGGUUUGAUAAACUAUUAUAUCUAGGCAUACCGGAUACAAACGAAAAACAAGAAAACGUUAUACGCGCGUUAAGCAGGAAAUUUGUUCUCGACGAUAGUGUGGAUCUAGCAAAGUUGGCAGUUCUGUGUCCUUUCAAUUAUACGGGCGCAGAUUUCUACGCACUCUGCUCGGAUGCGAUGUUAAAUUCCAUGACGAGAACCUCCAGAGAUGUAGAUAAAAAAGUGCAAUUGUAUUGCGAGAAAGAGAACAGAGAGGUUUCCGUACGCUACUGGUUUGACAAAGUAGCCAAAGAAGAUGACGCCAAUGUGAUAGUCAAGAUGGAGGAUUAUGUGAAGGCCCAGGAAAAUCUUAUUCCAAGUGUUUCUCGUGAAGAGCUCGCUCAUUAUUUGAGGGUCAAGUCAAACUUUGAAAGUACCUGA
Lachancea nothofagi CBS 11611 is the source of this 3114-nucleotide messenger RNA. Lineage: Eukaryota; Fungi; Ascomycota; Saccharomycetes; Saccharomycetales; Saccharomycetaceae. The record is from the annotation of a GenBank genome assembly.